CUAUAUAUAUAUAUAUAUAUUAAUAUUAAUUUCUUCUUAUAAUGAUCUCACGAGUGCGCGCUAAGAUAUAUGUCACAUGGGCUAUCAAUAAUCUUUACACACUCUCCCACAACAGACACAUGCACACUUGAAUACAUAUAUGUGCCAAAACUCAAUUCUGUAAUCGCAGCCAAAAAUUUUGAUAAAAUUAUGAAGAUGAAAUUUGUAGGGCAAUGCAGCAGUCUGCUCAUACUCGGCCUCGCUCUCUAUCUAAUCAGCAUUUCAUGCACCAACAAACGCCUCCUUUUCCCCGCUUCCGAUUUCUUCUAUCCACUGCUCAAACCCACACAGUUUCCCGAAACACCACUACCCGUAAACACCUCGGAAACAAAUCUCAGCCACCUCGUCUUCGGGCUGCUCGGCUCCGAGAAGGGGUGGCGCCACCGCAGGGCCUACAUAGAGUCGUGGUGGCGGCCUAACGCCACACGAGGCGUUCUCUUCCUGGACAAAGCCCCAUCGGCGGAGCUCCUGCCGUGGCCGGCGGGUCUGCCGCCAUACAAGGUGUCGGAUGACCUGAGCGGAAUAUUGAAGAAAUCGGACAUCCGGGCGCAGAGGAUGGUGCAUGGGAUCAUGGAGGCGGUGAGGGAGAUGGGCGAUGAAGAGUUCCGGUGGCUGGUGAUGGGAGACGACGAUUCCAUAUUUUACGUGGAUAACAUAGCGGACGUGGUGGCGACGUACGACCACACCAAGUAUUUCUACCUCGGCGGGCAGUCGGAGUUCAUCAUGUCGAGUUAUUGGUUCUCGUUCAACCAGGCAUUUGGUGGAGCAGGGAUCAUCUUGAGUGCACCUCUGGCUAUAGCUUUGGCUGCGGAUAUGGAGAAUUGUUUGAAGAGAUAUGCGUUCUUGAAUUCUGCUGAUAAUACAACCAAGAAUUGCAUUGCUGAUAUCGGAGCGAAUCUAUCACCCCAAAUGGGGAAUCACCAGAUUGAUUUACGUGGUGAUAUAUCGGGUCUGCUAUCAUCCCACCCACUUUCCCCGUUACUCUCCCUCCACCACUUGGAUGUCGUGGAUCCGAUCUUCCCGUUCAGGGACCGUUUUGAGUCCGCACGCCACCUUAUGACAGCGGCGGCAGUCGAACAGUCCAGGAUGUUGCAGCAAAUUAUUUGUCAUGACAAGGAAAGCAAUUGGAGCAUCUCCAUCGCUUGGGGCUAUUCCGCACAAAUAUACGAAACAAUAUUCCCGCGUAGCUACUUGCAGAUGCCCCUCGAGACAUUCAAACCGUGGAUGAAGACUUCGGGUCCCCCGCCAUAUUAUCGGUUCAACACUCGACCGCGCUCAAACGACCCUUGUGAAGCCCCCCAUAGUUUCUUUCUCGAGGUGGUGGAGAAAGCAGAGGAGCGUCGUGAAAUCAUCACCACGUAUGCUCGAGCGUGGCCUCGGCCUCUGCCGCCGUGUUCCUCAACUGGCGCUCAUUCAGCAGAUGGUAUCAACAUGAUUCAAGUAUAUUCACCGGCCUCUAAGCGGAAUCAGAUGGAUAGAUGUGAGUGUUGUGACAUCAUCGGAAAGGACAAUCUUAUGGCCGAAGUCAGACUUAGGGAAUGCAUGGCUGAUGAAAUAAUUGCUUAAAGAAUUGUUUCAGAAAAUAUAUUUGGAGCUUGCCUUACAUAAUUUUUUGGUAUGUAUGCUGUAGUGGUUGUUUGUAUAUGAAAAAUGAGAAAUGAGAAAUGAGAAAUUAAUGCAUGAUUUUAGGACAA
Molecule: messenger RNA, 1733 nt
Organism: Salvia miltiorrhiza (redroot sage)
Lineage: Eukaryota; Viridiplantae; Streptophyta; Magnoliopsida; Lamiales; Lamiaceae
Exons: 3
Coding region: 70-1605 (511 amino acids)
Molecular function (GO): acetylglucosaminyltransferase activity
Source: RefSeq, a predicted model, not a curated record